Panonychus citri (citrus red mite) is the source of this 3903-nucleotide messenger RNA. RefSeq names its product prostasin-like. The transcript is spliced from 4 exons. Gene Ontology annotation, biological process: proteolysis. The coding region runs from base 1298 to 2203 and encodes 301 amino acids. Gene Ontology annotation, molecular function: serine-type endopeptidase activity. Lineage: Eukaryota; Metazoa; Arthropoda; Arachnida; Trombidiformes; Tetranychidae. The record is from RefSeq and is a predicted model, not a curated record.
UCUCAGGUAAUUACAAUCGGAAAUUGAUUGGGAUGAAGACACAAGUUUAAAGAAGACACAACAACCUUGUUACUGUUUCUGCAGAACAAAUUAACCAAGUAAUCAAUUAGAAUGUGAUAAUGGACUUUGAUUUAUUAUUCAAUUGAAUGAGAAUUGAGGUAAAUUGUUGAUCAAUUAAUUGGUGUGAACAAUUACCAUCAAUUGAUGGCAUGAAAUCGACACAAUUUAAAAGGAAGAUCACAAAAGGCUUUCGAAUUCAUUUAACUAAUAAAUGUAAACGAAAAAAAUAAGAUGAAAAAGAAAAGUGAAAAUAAAGAGAAGAAGAAAAAAACUGGAUGGUAAAGGACAGAAAAAGUGAAAUGAUUAAAUUAAAAGGAACUUGAUUUAAUAGCAGAAAGAGAAACUCGAAAGAAGAAUUAAGUUGACAAUUAACUCGAAUAUUGAGAAAAAAUUGUCAUCAAUUGGUAACAUCAACUUCCUUUUCCUUCCCUGUCAAUUGAAUAUUUCUUCUUAUUUUUUUCAUCCAUCAUUCGCUCUUCAUUAAUUGGGUAACGUUCUUGUGUUAAUCGGAUCGAGAUCCAUCAUCAGCCUGAUUGUUAAUCCAAUUUACGAUUUAAUUUUCGGUACAAUUAGGGGUUAACUGUAGUUGUAGGUUGAAAGGAGGAAAGGCUUGGGUCUACCAAAGGGAUUCGGUCAAUUGGUUUUCCUCUUCUUCUCCUCCUCUUCCUCUCAAUCUCACCUCCUCUUACGAAGCGGUGACAAUAAGAUGAAAAACAUUGGAAUCGAGAUGAUAAUUACAAUUGUUCAUUACGAAUGAACAAUUAGUUAAUCACAUGACAACCAAAUUAAUCUAAAGGUAAGCAAUCAAAGUGGGAGGAUUAAAAGGUAAACAUAGUGAUGGGUGAAAAAAACGGUCCAUUUGAAUGAUAAGAAAAAGGAUUAAACUUUCGAUUAUUUCAUGUUGAUAUUUAACUUGUCGUCGAUUGAAGGAUUACUUUCAUUUGGCUUUCACAUGUCACAUCUAAAUGGUUAAUUAAUUGUCUCGCUUAAUCUCAUCUACUUACAACCCUAAUCACAAUUAAAUGCUCAUCGAUUUCAUUUUCUGUUGAUCAGUGAAUGUCAGUGUCUUUCCUUUAAGGUGGUUCGGUGAUUUUUGUGACUUUUUUGUUCCUUCACUUUGUUAAUUGUUAUUGGUGAUUUAAUCACAAGGCUGAUGGUGAUUACAAUUAUCCCAAAUGAUUGGAUUCACUGAAUCACCGGAUAACCAUGGGAUUUUGUUUGUGACUUUAAUCAAAGGAUGCAUUGCUGGAUUAACACAUUAAUAAUUCUGUUUUAUGGAUUAAUCCGGAUAACUUUUGCAGAUUAUUGUGAUUGUGGAUUAAGUGGCCUUCAGAAACGAGUCUACGGGGGUAACGAGACAUACGCCAAUCAAUACCCAUGGGUAGCUCAUUUAAGAUUUUUCAAUUACAUUGGUGGUGGUCAGUAUGGACUUUGUGGUGGUUCUCUUAUUGACCAUUGGCAUGUCGUAACGGCGGCCCAUUGUUUACACGACGAGAAGGGCAAUGUCCGUGAUCCCAGGGCCGUUCAGGUUUACCUUGGAGUACAUAACCUUUACCUGCUGCCAAGAGCCCGUCAAGUGGCCUACUUUAUUAUACCCGAUAAUUAUGAUUCCACUAAACCGGUUAACAAUGAUUUUGCCAUACUUCAAUUGGCUGAGCCAGUUGAAUUUUCAGCCAGAAUAUCACCAAUCUGUAUACCAAAAGAUGAUAUCGAACCGUACCAAAGGUUAACCGUUGCUGGUUGGGGACAUUUAGGUCCUAAUCAAGGGACAGCGGCUGCACUACAACAUGUUGAUGUUUAUCAUGUCGGCAAAGGAGAUUGUUACGAUAUGGUCAAGGAUUAUCUCUAUCGAACUCAUCCAAUUGUCCGUUUAUUUCCCCACAAAUUCAUCAUUCCUCCAAUUCAUGAGAAUCAUAUGUGUGCAGUUGAUGGUUCAACUGGUGGAGACGCUUGUCAAGGAGAUUCGGGUGGUCCAUUAAUGUAUCUUAAUCCAAGUAACAAUCGUUAUUAUCUUGUUGGCGUUGUUUCGGGUUCGUAUGACCUUUGUGGUGAUGAGAUGACCCCAGGAUUUUACACUAUGGUCAAAAUGUUCAGACACAUCAUUGAGUCGGUAGCACCAGAAUCUCAUGUAUGUUAUUACUGAUUCAAGAGCAAUUAUUAUUUCUUACCAAAAUUGGUACAAUAAAUUGUCAUCAACUCAACGAAUCUCCAUUCAUAUGCCGACAAAAGACUCGACAGACACAAAUCCAAUCAAAUCUUGCAUAAAUCAACAACUAAUUAAUUAACUGAUUAACUAAUUGUUGAUCGACUUACAUGAACCAGUUUUAUGGUUCGCAUUCAGUUGAUUAACCAAAUUGUUCAUUUCUUCAAUGGAAAUCAUCAAGUUUAGAAACCCAAUUUUCUUAAAAAUUUUUGUGAUCUAUUAUCAAUAUUAACUAAUUGUGAUUAUCUAAUUAAUUUAUUUUAAAGAAAAUUUUGAUUCACUUCUUGAUUUGAUCUUAUUGUAAUUUGUUGAUUACCUAAGGACCACAACUACUGGACAAUAGGACGAUACAAUUGGAAAGACUGAUUAGUAGUACAAUGUUUUUAUUAAUUAUCAACGAAAACUAUUAAUCUCUGACCUCAAAUUUUACUACAACAAUUAAAAAGAAAUUAAAAAGUAACACAUUUUAUUACAAUUGAAUUCGACGAAAAGUUAAAUUAUUCUUCAUACUUUCUUUUCUUUCUUUUUUAUCAUCCUCAUCAUCUUAACCCACAGACUCCUUCCUUUCUCUCCCUCUCUUCUCAACAACUUCCGUUCCCAGGCCAUUUAAAUAUCGAUGACAAUGCUCUAGGUAUGGUCAAGGACAAAGGAUUGAUUGACCAGUACGUGUAAUCUCACCACGUACCAAGUCAUGCAAAGGCAUUUUCAGCGCAGUGUAACGGUCAUCAUUAGUCUUAACUAGUCUUGCAUGGCUAGUAAAUCGUUAAGAGUUUAGAUCAACAGUUUUCAGCCAUUUACCUUUACCAAUGGUCAAGGAAAAUAAAACAAUAAAACCGCUCUAAUUAUGAUACUAAUCAAUAUCGAUUGUAAUGAUCACGAGCAGAUUGUAAACUCUAAUCAAAAGUGUUAGCAUAAUGCUCAACCUUGGAGUCUCUGUGAACCGUUUUCUUAAAUUACCUUUCAAUGGAAAACUUGGUUUACGGGAUUUUAUUUGUUUCCGGUGAGAGAGAAGACAGAAGAUCGCUCAUCCAUAGCUUAUCUUCUCUCUCUCUCUUUCUAUUAUACAUCUUACAACAAUACAUCUUCUCUCUUUCUCUCUCGUAUUUCUCUUUCAUCAUCUUCUCAUCUUCUCCUCCCCUCAGGUUAAACCCGAAAAUAACCAAACCCGUCUCACACCUAUGGACCUUUUACUUUGCUUCUUUUCUUUUUUUUCUUUUUUUCUUUUUUUCAUCUUUCUCUUCUACUCUCUGACAAUAUUAUCACAAUUUAGAGUUUAAUUCUUCUUCCUUUCCUCUUGUCAUUAGAUGAUAAUUGUAAUGAUAAAAGAAUCGAAUCGCCGGAAGAAACAUUCCCGUUCGAGUCAAUAUUUUUUUCUCAAACCAUAGAAAAAGUAUGAUCACAAUUAUGAUCAAAUUGCACGAAAUUGGAAAUUACGAUUACGUUCAAUUAACGUUGAAGAUCAUCUUUUGGAAAAGAGUUGCUGGUUUAGCAAUUAGUUGAUUUCAUUUCAAUAACAUGAAACUAUCUCAUUACGUUGGUGUUUAACCUGUUAAUCUGAUAUCAACUGAUUAAAAUUGUUUAGUUUCAGAUAAAUUAUUUCACUUUUUAGUAUCACUCAAAUUACGCUAUUGAAAAACUCA